Seminavis robusta is the source of this 4981-nucleotide messenger RNA. The record is from the annotation of a GenBank genome assembly. NCBI's taxonomy places the organism in Eukaryota, Bacillariophyta, Bacillariophyceae, Naviculales, Naviculaceae.
CCUGCGGGAGUUGUACCUGUACAGGGGUAUCCGGCUAAGCCCACACUUACUUUUCCAAUCAUUAUCCGUCCAAGAGCAACCCCCACAAUCAUAAUUUCGAAAACUUACAAAACUCCAGCUCAAUUAUUGAAGCAACCAUGUCUCCUCAAAGCAAACAGAGCAACAACAUCACUGACAAGGGGGAAGAUUCCACCAAGAUGGUCCAGCAAGAAUCCUUGAAAGAUCCAGAAAGAGCUUCGAAGGGGAACGGCAUUGGUGGCAAAUCGGGCAAAGGCACCAAGAAAGUUGACCUCGAGGCUGGAGAUUUCCUCGAUGGCGAUGAUGACGACACGAUGGUCGAUAGCUCUGACAUGCUCUCCGAAGAGCUUAAGGUCCUUGGUGAAGAUGACAGCAAGGUGAUGCAAGCACAGCAGAGUGACGGGAUCGUCCUCAUUAUCAAGGCAAACAUGGCGAUCCUGCUAGUGGCAAUUGUGCUCCUGAUCCUGGGACUGGCGGGAUUCUUCGACGGAUCAAUCCCAGGUGACACUGUCGAUGGAAAGGAACCCAACCUCUCUGGCUCUCCUACUCUGGGACAGAUCAAAGAACGAGGGACAUUGCGUUGUGUCGGCAACUGGGCAGCCAAUGCUCCCAUUUCGCGCUUUGAUGACGCCUUGUGCGAGGUCAUUGCAGCUGCGGCAUCGGUGAAAGUUGAGUUUGUCAACUCCGCCAAAGAACACUUGUUCUCGGAUCUUCAGCAAGGCAAGCUGGACUUGAUCACCAGUGCGACUCAUCGUACCAUGGAGCGAGAAGUCUUCGAGACAUCCCAACAGACCAAAAGUGGUUUCUCCUUUAGCAUGCCUUAUCUCUAUGGAGGUCUUCGUGUCGGAGGCGAUCCUUUCUUCGUGGACUGUGCCGAAGACAACUUCAGAAACUGGAACGAAUGCAGCGACCUCAAGGUCUGUGUUGACGCCACGAAUGCCGACGACAUGGAUGUUUUGGCACACCACCUUCCACAAAGUCAUAUUGUGCCUUACGACACGGAGGACCUUCGCCAUGAUAUCCUCGGUCGAGAUUGCAAUGUCAUUGUCAUGUCCGGUUUCGACUCGGUAGAGCAAUUGUUGCUGGAGUAUGCCGUAUCCAAAGGCCACGAGGAUGUAAAGAUUGGUACUCGGUACUUCUCCAAGCACCCCAUUUCGAUCGUCACACGAUCAAAGGACCCUGUUUUCUCCGACUUUGUCAACACCGUUUUGCAAGUGCUGUUGGCAGCCGAAAAACGUGGCAUCACCCAGGAAGUGGCAGACUUGUUCCCUUAUACCGAGUUAUUCGGUCCAGAGUAUCGCAAGAUGUCCACGCACGCCCUGGAACGUUUAGGCAACUUCCAAGAACUCUUUCAUCACACGAUGCCCAUGUUCUCUCCUCGUGCUGGAUUGAACAAGAUCAACGACGGAACCACAGGUCUCCUGUACACCCCCCCAUUGGGGGAUAUCGAGAAGGAACGAGGUGCUGAGGUACCUCUGGGACCAAUUCUUCAAGGCGUGUUGGACCGAGGCCAGCUACGAUGCGGGGUACGACCUUCCCGCCCUGGAUUUUGCACGACACAAGUAGAGUCAACACCAGACGAUACUCUUGCUUCCUUCUCCGGAAUGGAUGUUGACUACUGCCGUGCUUUGGCUGCCAGCCUAUUUCAAGGGGAUGCAAAUGCAGUGGCUUUUGUGAAGCUGGAUGGUCCUGCCGAGGGAUACCAACUGCUUGCGAGCUCAGAGAUUGAUGUCAUGGCUGGUGCCGAGUGGAAUCUUCGAGAUGAUGUCAAAGAGCCCACUACAAACGUCGGAUAUGCGUUCACUUCUCCAUACUUCUACGCGAAAGUGAGACGUGUGGGCCGCCAAGAUAAUUAUUGCUUGGUAACGAGGCAAGAAGACCAUGAUUGGGCCUCGUUUGUCUCAUGGGCAGUCUCUGCCAUGGUUCACGCCGAGUCGAAGGGCAUCUCACAGCAAACCUCUGGUCAAAUGAACGAGGUAUUUGCUUUUGGGGAAGGAUUCCACCGAAUGUUCCGAGAUGCUGUGCAGGCCAUUGGAAACUAUGCCGAAGUUUACGACCGGAACAUGGCAAACAUCAUGCCUCGCGAAGGCCGCAACCUCUUGAAUGCAAACCCAGAGACUACGGCACAACACUACAUCCUUCCUGGCGUGUUGGAGUAAAUGAAUUGGUUGGGAAGCAAUGUACCAGUAGGGCUUAAAAAUAUAUAGAAUCGAAGUUUCAGUUUAUGACAUGCAAACUGUAAUGCAGCUUGGGAGUAUUCUCCUCUCUUUCUGCAGUUAGCCUGCGCAAUAGACCACUGCAUCUUGACUCGGACCAGAACUUUUCACAAGGACUCCACACAACUCAUCUCUUAGGUCCUACAGACUUCAGUGAUACUGAGCCAGGGCGGGGAGAAAGAAUGGCCCAAGCAAAGGAAGGCGAGACCACAGAUACUCGCAGGCAAAGCCAGAAAGAAGCCAGAAGAAGUGGUUCAAUGCCCAAGAAGGAGGUAGAUACAGGAUCGCAGAAUUUGACAGCCGGUAACCCUCCACUGCAGCCUUUGGAUCGGCAUGGGGUCCUCGUAUGCGGUAUUGAUAUCCAGUAGGAGCCGAGCAGUAUGCCUUGAGACAAGCAAUCGGAUGCUCCAAGAAGAAUUGGACAAAAUUUGGCUCACACUUGACAUAAAACCGGGCCAAAUAGUUUGCAUAAAACCACGUGCCCCUCGUGUAUUGGGUGCAGUCUUUCUCCAGGCGGUCCUUUGCAAUCACUUUCUUCAUUUCACAUACCGUGGGCAAAUUGCGCUUUCCUGAGACCAGCAAGGCGAACCACCUGGCCUGCAUCUCAAACCCAAGGACCAAAGCACCAACUUGACCACGAGCAAAACCGAUAAAGGCCAUGUCAGGAAGCUGCGGGUGAAUCAUAGCCAGGAAUCGAUCAUCCCGUGGAUUGCUGUCAAAUCCUGGAGCCAGGAAAGGAAAUCUACUGGGCUGAAAACCUGUGUUCAAGAGAAUCUCAUCAUAAUCUCCAGAGGUUCCAUCCUGAAAGAUGAUCUUUCCCACUUUGUCAAUAUGGCCUACCUCUGGUUUGACUUUGGAUGUCUUGCCAUUGAUGAUGUAAAGAAAGUUUUCGCUCUUGGUAACCUGUACAGAGGCACAGAUGGAGCGCUUCCCAGUAAGACAAUGCCACAGGUACUUUGGCGUGAACAGCAACCUGUAUUGGUGAAUGCAGCUUGGCAGAUGAUACACCUUGCCAUCAUAGACCCUUGCAAAGGCCCAAUUGAACAUGAACAUGAAGCCACAAGCAAGCAUAUAUGUGGCCCAACGGAGCCAAGGUGGGCAAGAAUGCAUGCUUCUGUGCUCGACAUAAUCCGGGUGGGCACCAAGUGAGUUGCGCAGAAGGACCAAAACCGCGUUGCGAAUAGACAGGUCGCAUUGAAUGGCUGACUUGGCCACAGAUUGGGCAUUGUCCGAUGCGGUCUCUCCAUGGCCAAUGCAAAGAACUCGCUUCCCAUUGUAGAUCUGUGCCAUUUGCUCUGGGUCGCGAAGCUCCGUGGAAUGGCGGAUACGACCCUUGAAAUGCUCCUGCCCUGGGAUCUUGGGAAUGUUUGGCAUAUUAGCCUGCCCCGAACAAACGGCAACAGCGUCAAACUCGUGGGUAAUGUGUUGUUUGUUCUGAAGCACGGCGACCUCCCAUUUAUCACAUGUGUUUCGUCGAACGGUCAAGACUUCUGUAUUGACCUGGACGUACUGUUUCAAUCCAAAGUGGUUAGCAUAUGCAUCUACAUACUUCAUAAACCCCUCCUGAUGCAUACAGAAAGUUUCAUUGCCACCAAACUCAGGUUGAAUAGGAAAAUCGGAAAAUGCAGUGUUGAGUGCUGAGGAAGAAGUGUAGGUUUCUUCGAGGACUAGUGCAGUUCGUUGAGAAGCACCUUCACCUCUUUGCCACAAGCCUCCAAUGCUAGCCGUCUUCUCAAAAAUGAUGGGACAAUGACCCUCGGCUGCUAGCUCCUUGGCCGUCACCAGGCCUGCACAGCCCCCUCCAAUGAUGCAGACCUUCUUCUUUUCCUUGGCGGGGAGUUCAUCGCUGGGCUCCGUCCGGGGUGCUUUGUAUAGCUUCCAGGCAUAUUCCAACAAAAAGAGAGACAAUAUGGCCAAUGAAUGGUAAAAGUAAGGUCCCGCAAGAUUGCGAAUGAAAUAAAGAGGGAACCCAACAGUGAAGGUGAACAGUGCAAGGUUUGGAAUCAUGGAAACUGCCAUCAUGAGAAGAUUGGCAACAAUGCGAGCUGGCAGAUACUUGAGAUAAGGAGUUGCGAACACGUCCUUAUCCUUAUCCUGCACCAAGAACUCUCUUGUGGUUGGAGAUGUCCUUGGACACUUGGACGAGAGGUGCAGACAGACAUGUUGGAGGAUGGGGGUCGCAACCCCAAAGACCAUGACAGAGACUGCAACUCCAGUUUUCCAAUCGCUCAUCAUGAUUGAAUUGAUUCGAUUGAGUAGAUGAUGAUGGAUUCUGUCCUGCUCCUCCCACAACAAACUUGAGGCAUCCUUUUAUGGUACAUGUAGCUCUGGGUGUUGUUCAAAGAAAUAAGAACAAGCAGCCGGAGGCUGAUGCCCUCAACUGUCAAAAAGAGAUUUGAUUGGUCAAAUCAUUUACCGUGUUCAACUGGACACACUAUUGAUAGCAAGUCUCCAUAGCCAGCCAGUACUGGCACAGUGGUAUCGGUAAUCGGUACCCAUGGGUCCAGAGUACUGUGUCCAACAGAACACACAAUAUAAAUCCCUAUCCUUAACAAGGAAAAUGUCCCUUAUGUCUUUGGAAAAACCUCCACUGUGUUUAUAUGGACACACUAGUGAGUCUGCAUAGCCAGCCAGUACUGGUACCCAUGGGUAGAAACUACUGUGUCCAACAGAACACACAAGAUUACUCCCUAUCCUUAACGAAGCAAGUGUCCCUUAUGCGACGAAAACAGCUGCAACAAACACAC